Molecule: messenger RNA, 1239 nt
Organism: Labeo rohita (rohu)
Lineage: Eukaryota; Metazoa; Chordata; Actinopteri; Cypriniformes; Cyprinidae
Gene: sla2b
Product: Src like adaptor 2b
Exons: 8
Coding region: 352-1149 (265 amino acids)
Molecular function (GO): protein binding
Source: RefSeq, a predicted model, not a curated record
CUGUUCGUCACAGGAAACUACAAGAGUCUAGUAAAUAAAGCUGCCUGCCUCGGUGUGCAAUGCUAAAACACAACCACAGCAGCAUCCCACAGUGAUACCUGAAACUGAGCUCAACUACUGCUUCUCAGCUCCUCAAGACAACUAGCCUCUGAUCUUUACGGAAAUCACUCCAAAUUGUUUUCUAACUCGGCUAUCUUGAGUUUUCAGGCCUGUUGUAUGUUUAAAAGCGGACGUGCAAGUGAGGAGAUUUAUCUGCUUGUGAAAAAGGACUGUCAUCGUUGCUAGCCUGAAGACAAUGAGAGUGUGGUUCCCAACAGCAUUGUGUGCCUGAACUCUUCAGAGCAGUAGGCCAUGGGCAGUCGGCCCAGUAAAGACCGGCGUGGAUCCAGCGCACAUGCUGUUCUCUUGGACACGGACGAAAGCACUGACCUGCUGACCAUGGACAGUGGUAGAUUUGUGGUGGUGUCUCUGUAUGACUAUCCGUCGAGAGGUCCAGGUGACUGUGCCAUCAGAGUGGGAGAGAGGCUCAACAUUUUGUCAGAUGAAGGAGAGUGGUGGAAAGUCAAUUCAUCAGCCACCGGAAACGAGAGCUACAUUCCCAGCAAUUACACUGCCAAAGUCUACAACAGGUGGCAGUAUGUGGGUCUCAGCAAACAGAAAGCAGAGGAACUGCUAAUGCUCCCUCAUAAUCAGCCCGGCUCCUUCCUCAUCAGAGAGAGCGAGACCUUCCCAGGUUGCCACACUCUGUCAGUGCGUAGGAGCAGCUCGCAGGAACGCGCUUCAGUCAAACACUACCGUAUCAGCUGCAUUGAGAACGGCUGGGUCUACAUCUCUCCUGGACUCACCUUCAGGAAUCUCUCAGACCUGGUCGCACACUAUUCAGAAGUAUCGGACGGGCUGUGCUGUACUCUGGGGGAGCCGUGCUAUAUCAUUGGAUCCAACAACGUUCCUGUGGUAACCGGUCCGCCUCCAGUGGCUGUGAAGAGGCCUACAAUAAACUGGAAAGAUGUGAACAGCUCCAUGAUCUUCAGCCAGAGCAAAGGCGACGCGGAGGAGUCUCUAGUGAGCGAAGGCCUGAAGGAGGCCAUUAACUCGUACCUCUACAUGACGGAGGAAUGUGAGGACUGCUGUCAGCUCUGGGACACAUGAGCAAAAGACUGUCGUGAGACAUGGAGGACGAGUGUUUGAAUGACGUAGGACUCUCAAUGCUGUGAUACGGGAUAAAACACUUUACAGAAA